Messenger RNA from Venturia canescens, 2278 nucleotides. RefSeq names its product transmembrane protein 65. Lineage: Eukaryota; Metazoa; Arthropoda; Insecta; Hymenoptera; Ichneumonidae. Bases 290 to 1234 code for a protein of 314 amino acids. Gene Ontology annotation, cellular component: mitochondrion. The record is from RefSeq and is a predicted model, not a curated record. The transcript is spliced from 7 exons.
CUUUUCCCUUCCCUUCAACAGUACUGAAUACUGACAGUAGUCAGUCUGACUCACUCCGCUCUUCCAAUACCGCAAAAUUUUCAGAGCGUAUUAUAUUGGAAUUUCCGCUGAAUUAAAAUAAAAAGAUUAUUAUUAAAAGUUAAAAGAAAUUAAAAGAGAGUCCAUAGUUAAUACUACCAAAACAAUUUUGAUCAUGUACAAGGACCGUUAAAAAAAGAGGGGAAGCCUCAGCCUCAAGUUUUUAUCGUAUUAUAUAUUUUUAAUUGCUAAACGCCAUAACCUAUUUACAAUGUGUACUUCAUCAUCAUUGCGGUUGGGUCAGCGACAUUUGGUCUCUCGACAGGCAAUCGCUACGGGUUACGGCAGAAAGUUUUAUUACUACCAUAAUAAAAAUUUGGUAACAUCGUUAGAUUCCAGUGCAGCGAGUGGAAAGAAUGAAAAGUUCAUUCCAUCGAUCAAUUGUCGCAACUAUGGGUCAGCUGCGAUCGCCUCAAGUACCUUACCUGGUGCACUAUCGAAACAACAGGCCAAAGAUCUCGCUGUUAGAUUGACUCCUGAUGAACGAGAGAUCUUAAUCUCUGCCCUUCAGGAGUGUCAGUCUCAUACGGUGAAAGCUGAGUACGAAGGUCAGCUUGCAGCCUUUCGGUGGCGAAGUAAAUUUGGCAGACCUAGCAGAGUGCCCUCACUGGGUGAUGUUGAUCCCACAGGAAGUUAUUGCACUGUUCCUGAUGACUGGCUACUUCGAAAGUAUGCGGAUCAUUCGGAAGAUUCAUUUGCAACAGUUCCUCUGCCGAAAAAAGGUGAUCUAAUGAGAGUAUCGGUUGCUAAUGCAAUUCCAUUUAUUGGAUUUGGUUUUCUCGACAAUUUCAUAAUGAUUAUCGCCGGUGAACAUAUUGAAACUUCGUUGGGCGCUGUUAUUUCGUUAACGACCAUGGCAGCUGCAGCUUUGGGAAAUACUAUUUCCGAUAUUCUGGGAAUCGGAUCAGCUUUUUACGUUGAGUUAUUGGCACAAAAGAUUGGAUUCAAACCACCAAAAUUAACGCCGGUCCAAUUGGACAUGCCGGUUUCAAGACGAGCCGCAAAUAUGGGCCGUGUGAUUGGAGUGACAAUAGGUUGUAUACUGGGAAUGACGCCUCUCUUACUUAUGGGCAAAGAUACGAAAACGGACGAUCAAAAAGUCUUAAAUUCGCAGAUAACGGAAUCACAAAAUUCCCAAGGAGCAAUUGCACUAUGAGCAUAAUUAAGCUUGUAACAUAAGACUAAGGUUUUUGCAUAAAAGAAAGGGAAAAACGGGUAAAAUUACUCGAACAAUAUACUAAGCUUGACGAAUCCAUACAAAAAGAUAAUAUUCCUUCCUUCCGGUCAUCUCAAAAGUCGGCGGAGGAUAAUAUUCGUCCGGUAAUAAUCUAAUGGAUCAAUCGAGAGAAUAAUGUGAACACAUUCCAAAUUAUGCCUGCGAAUAUCAGUGGAAGCGGAUUAUGCAGAUCUAUUGACCUUGGAAAUAUGCUGACUAAGGAUUACUUAACAGAAAAAAAACUUAUUUAGUGCAUUUUUACAAUGCUGUUACCCACAAAAUUUACUGCAAAUAUUCUUCCCCUCCUUUUUUUUUUAAUUUUUUCUAUAUUGUUAUUCAUAUAUUGGAAUCUAUUUUAAAAAAACUUAUUUAUCUUCCUGCAAUGAGCGAGCAAAUUUAAGUGUUACUUUUUUCACGAUAACGAUAAUGUUAGCUCAGGGCAUUUGUGCACCUCGCGUAUGUGUGUAAUAGAUGUAUCUAUGUAGUAUACAUAAUUGAAAUACCAGUAGCGUUACUCACUUUUCCAGAAUUUGCCGGCACGAAAGAUUUCUGAUAAUUAGGUGAUGUAAAUAUUUUCAUGACUGACUGUAUAGCCAAUGAAAAAAUGAUAGGGUUAUAUAGUACCUGGCCGCGGUCAAUUUUUCCCUUUUGCUCAGAUAUCGCCGCGUAUCACCCAACAUUUUUCUUUAGUUCCUCGAGAAUGUCGAUAUAAUAUAAAUAAUUGUAUAUUUUCUUCAAUUGUAUUCUUACGAAAAGUAAUACAAACGAUAUAAUUAUAUUGACUCAAUAGAAAACAGUUAUAACACAUUUGAGAUGUUGAUCCUCAGGGAUCGAGGUCGGCUAGAUGGAAAAAUCAAUGCUGUGCCUCAGGGACCGACAUCGACUUUUACGUAUAUUUGUAUGUUUACGUUAUUGCGUGUAAACCAAUCUACGAAAAAUGUUUGAUUAAAAGAAGAAUGAGGUGACGAAUGAACUGAAAAACGA